UUCACGAUAAUCUCGGAUUCGAUCUCUCAUCCCAAAAUAUACUUUCUGUCUAAUGGCAGAAGCAACGCGGAACCGAAUUAUGAGGGAAUUGAAGGCCUUGGAGAAGGACCCUCCUUCUAAUUGCAGUGCCGGUCUCAAAAGUGACGGAAACUUGUAUGAAUGGCGAGCAACGAUCAUGGGUCCUGCGGGCACUCCUUACGCAGGAGGCGUCUUCAAGGUGGACAUCGCCUUGCCUCAAGAUUACCCUUUCACAGCGCCCAAGGUUAGAUUCGAUACACCGGUCUACCACCCGAAUAUCAACGCAGAAGGAUCCAUUUGCCUUGAUAUCCUUAAGAAGGAAUGGACUCCUGCUCUUACCAUCCAAGUGGUUUUGCUAUCGAUAUGUUCGUUGUUGGCCGACCCGAACCCGAACGAUCCUCUCGUCCCCGACAUUGCCAAACUGUUCAAGAGAGACAGACGCCAGUACAACAAAAACGCUCGAGAAUUCACAAAAUUACAUGCCAUGAAAUGAAAUUGAUUUUACGACACAUGU
Messenger RNA from Tarenaya hassleriana, 532 nucleotides. RefSeq names its product ubiquitin-conjugating enzyme E2 11-like. The record is from RefSeq and is a predicted model, not a curated record. The coding region runs from base 53 to 511 and encodes 152 amino acids. The transcript has 4 exons. Lineage: Eukaryota; Viridiplantae; Streptophyta; Magnoliopsida; Brassicales; Cleomaceae.